ACUAUGUUCAACUAUUAUCAAGAUCUUCUAUUCUUAAUCUCCUACCCUAACCAUCAUUUGUAGUUAAUCACCGGCGCAUGCCACUGGUGGACGCGUCAAUAUCACAACAUGUACUUAACAGAUGGCCAAGUAAGUAUCGGCGGGGUCCCCUCCCAGAGGUAUUUCUCUGUGCGUCAAAAGUGGAACACAAUAGACAUUGGACACUCCCUCCACGCCACGGCCCGCUAUAAAGGGCGCAGCCUUGCCUUUCCACUUCAUUCCAGCUCUGACUCUCUAACUGAGAACACGAUCUCUAGAGAAAGCCCAUGGCUCCAAACAUGAUUAUCGAAGCUGCCCAAACAUUCGGCUCCGGGUCUACCGUGGCCCAGCGCAAAGAGGCCAGUGAACUGAGAAGAACUCUUAAACCUCUGAUGGAGAAAAAGAGGCGGGCACGCAUCAAUGACAGCUUGAAUCACUUGAAGACUCUCAUUCUCCCGCUCGUCGGCAAAGAUAAUUGCCGGUACUCCAAAUUGGAAAAAGCUGACAUCCUUGAGAUGACCGUUAGAUUCCUCAGUGAUCUUCCCUCCUCUCCUGUCAAAGGUUCAACUGACAGUUACAAAGAUGGUUACAAAGCGUGUCUCCAGCGCGUCUCAACACUGCUCCCUCAAACCAGUCUCGAUAAAGAUGCCCGCCAUCGGGUGAACGACUUCAUCAAGAAGUCCAUGCCUGCAGUGGCUCCGACGUGUCAAAACUGUUGCGGACAGACCUCCAAGAUGCUACCACAAAUCCAAGAGAAAAUUCAAAGCAUCAAGUCUGCAGCGAAACUAGCUCAGAGCCAGACCAGCAGCUGUGUCGCUCCCCUCCCUAACCGCGCACAGCCUGCGCAACAGGCAGUUGCUGCCAACAUGUGGAGACCUUGGUAGAGACAUCUAGGAUACAUCUCUGUAUUUAUUUUGUACAUAGGUAUAUUUGUCAUGUUAAAUGUUAUAUUUAUUUUUCGUGGACACACACGAUUGCAAUGUCUUAGAAUGACGCCUGCUACAGAGAUUAACUGUAAAAAUACGUGUUUCGCAAUAUUUUUGGCUAAUGGCAUGCUUACAUACAGAUUUUAGCCAA
Molecule: messenger RNA, 1095 nt
Organism: Alosa sapidissima (American shad)
Lineage: Eukaryota; Metazoa; Chordata; Actinopteri; Clupeiformes; Clupeidae
Product: transcription factor HES-2-like
Exons: 3
Coding region: 306-902 (198 amino acids)
Biological process (GO): anterior/posterior pattern specification; regulation of transcription by RNA polymerase II; regulation of neurogenesis
Cellular component (GO): nucleus
Molecular function (GO): DNA-binding transcription factor activity, RNA polymerase II-specific; protein dimerization activity; RNA polymerase II cis-regulatory region sequence-specific DNA binding
Source: RefSeq, a predicted model, not a curated record